Molecule: messenger RNA, 1421 nt
Organism: Tripterygium wilfordii
Lineage: Eukaryota; Viridiplantae; Streptophyta; Magnoliopsida; Celastrales; Celastraceae
Exons: 2
Coding region: 235-1131 (298 amino acids)
Source: RefSeq, a predicted model, not a curated record
UCUCAACCAAGAAAAAAACACCAUGACAACUUAACAACAACAUAUACAAUCAAACAACCCAAAACCAGACAAAAAAAUCCAGAUUGAGAGGAGACGAAGAAGAGAGCGUUUGCACAUAGCAAUAUUCUCUCUUUUUUGGAUCUCUCAAUGCAAUCAAUCAAUCAUUUGAUGAAAUAAGGACACCCAGAUAGAUAGUCCUUGAUUUCAUUGUAUAAAUCUAUCUUUUGUCACAAAAUGGCUGAGGAGAGUAUGAGCAGGGUUCGAGCAUUUUCGUCCCCAGAGUUAGCUCAUUCUUCCGCAAAUGUACCUGAAAGACCUGAAGAUUAUAGCUUAGAAGGAAUUGCUACAAAUAUUAAGUUACUUCUAAAACUAGUCCAAGAUCAUUCUGAUGCAUCGACAAGAAGCAAUGACGAUCGAAAACUGCAAAGGGUAGCUGGAAUGAUGACCAUUCUAGACGAUGUUAAAUCUCGAAUAGAGAAACAUCAGUCGUUUAACGCCAGAAGAAAGGCUGCAUUUCGCCGAUGCAACACAGAACUCAGGCCUAACCAUCCCAUGAAUGAUAAAAAGCCUACUGACCUAAUAACAGAUGAGAAGGAAAAAUUAAGGAAACAACUCAGCGCAAGCUUAGCAGCGCGAAAGAGCCUUGAAAUGAUGAUCUCAAGCUUGGGGAAGGAGAAGAAGAUUAUGGCAUCAGAGCUUGCAAGGAAAGUAGGCGAAUCGAAUGAGAUGGAAGAACUUAUCAGCAACCUUAAAUCGCAAAACGAGAACUUGCUGGGAAAGUUACAAUCUUGCGCUAAAGAGCACAAGGAGAAGAAGUCAUCAAGCAGUGGUGAUAUUCAAGGGAAUGCAGCACACCAGGAACGUAACAAGGCAUUGUCAGAGCAACUUCUGAGGUCUCUUGACGGGUAUCGACAUUUAAAGAGGAAAUACACAGAUCUGAAAAAGGAAAAUGUAGCUCUUCACACGACGCUGGAGGAAUUGGGGGCGGAAGUAAUGUCUGGACUUCAGCGAGUGUAUAGUUUGAAGCAAAUGAUCAGUAAUGGCAAUCAUGAAGCUGUAGAUAUUGAAGGGGAUAUUUCAGCAUUAGAGCAUACAUUCAAAAGCUUAAACAUGAAGAUGUCAAAAGGAUGAGCAGAAGAAGAUAACUGAACGAGCUAUACCAAAUAGAAAGUCAUAAGAGUUUUUUGCACCGGCUAUUCAUGUGUGAUUAACUAGUUCAGUUUUCUAGCUCAAGUCUGCUGAAUCCAAAUAGUAAUAUGUAUUAUAUCCUCACUACCUAAUAUUGCUUAGUUACAUCCUGUUUUCACUAACUUUUUGACCCAGAAACCCUAUGUAAUUGUUGAUUAUUGCUUCCCACUUACAAGUUACAACUGCUAUGUUAUCAGAGCUUUUACAAAGAAACUUCUGCAUCUUUACUUGCA